CGAAAGCAAAGCAUUGAAAGCAAAGCAAAGCAGCUCAGAGUCUCAGAUAUCAGACGAAGAAAAAGAAGAGGUUGUAGACUUGUAGUGGAAUUAUUGAAGCGAAGAAACUCGCUUUUACAAAGAAAUUGCUGUUUUCAGAAAACUAAGAGAACAGUUUUGUUUCUCUGCUUCAAAUAUUUAUCAAACAGACUCUCUUUGUGGGAGAGACAGGCUAAGGUUUCUCAGUGCUCGUGGGGUUUCUUGACUUCACUGAGAAAAUGAAAUGCCAUUUCUUCCGCAAAACCAAGACCCUGGUUUUGUUUUUACUGUUUUUUCUGUUUUGCAAUUCUUCUACGGUUUCCGGGAAGGUGUUUCCCGAUAAAUCGAUUCUGCUGGAAUUCAAGAGCUCUGUUUCCGACCCUUCUGGGAUUCUCUCUGGCUGGAACUCCGACAACCCAGACCACUGUUCCUGGUUCGGGGUCUCCUGCGACUCGAAUUCAAGGGUUUCCGAGAUCAGUAUCACUGGUGGUGGUGGCGGCUACAGAGGUAACUCAUCUCAAGCUCUUUCUUGCUCUGAGUUUUCUGAGUUUCCAUAUAAUGGCUUUGGAAUUAGAAGAACUUGUUCAAGUGGUAGUGGAAAAUUAGUAGGCAAUUUGUCAGCUUUGAUUGGGAAACUCACUGAGCUUAGAGUUUUAUCGCUGCCUUGUAAUGGUCUUAGUGGUGAACUUCCUGUGAAAAUUUGGGGUUUAGAGAGGUUAGAGGUGCUUGAUCUUGAGGGGAGUUCGUUGACUGGGAUAUUGCCGGUGAGAUUUCCGGGUUUGAGAAAAUUGCGGGUUUUGAAUCUUGGGUUUAAUAGAUUUGAGGGGGAGAUUCCUUUUUCACUUUCAAAAUGUGUGGGUUUGGAGGUCUUGAAUUUAGCUGGUAAUAGAGUGAACGGGUCGAUUCCUGGGAUUUUUGGUAGUUUUCCGAGGUUGCAGGGGCUUUAUCUGUCCCAAAAUAAGUUAACUGGGGCUUUUCCGGAUGGAUUUGGAUAUAACUGUCCUAGUAUUGAACAUCUUGAUGUGUCACAGAAUUUCCUAGAUAGUCGGAUUCCGCCUAGUUUGGGAAGUUGUGGGCGUUUACGGACUCUUAAGUUGUUUUCAAAUAUGUUGGAUGAUGUCAUUCCUAGAGAGCUUGGUCGGCUUCAAAGGCUUGAAGUUUUAGAUGUUUCUAGAAACAGCCUUAGCGGUCCAAUCCCUGCUGAGCUUGGACAGUGCCUCAACUUGUCGGUUCUUGUCCUCUUGAAUCUUUUUAAUCCUCUUCCAACCAAUGGAAAUUCAAGUGGAGAUUCAUCACCUGAUUCUCAGGGCGAGUACAAUUAUUUUGAAGGCUCAAUUCCAAUGGAAAUUACAACCCUUCCAAAGUUAAGAAUAGUUUGGGCGCCUAGGGCUAAUCUGGAAGGGAAGCUUCCAAGAACCUGGGGUAGUUGUGAGAACCUGGAAAUGGUGAACUUAGCUAUGAACCUUUUCAGUGGAGAGAUCAGUGGAGUGUUUGAGAGAUGCAAGAAGCUGCAUUAUCUUGAUUUGAGCUCAAAUAAGCUUACUGGAGAGCUUGAUAAGAAACUUCCAGUUCCUUGUAUGACCCUUUUUGACAUUAGUGGGAACCUCAUGUCAGGGCCCAUUCCCAAAUUUAAUUACAGUGUGUGCAGCCGUAUGCCUUCCUUGAAUUCAGAUCUUCUUGGAGUUCACAACUCAUCAUUUGCAUAUCUAUCCUACUUUACUUGUAAAACCAGUCUUGGAGCUCCUUUGCCAUUUUCUGGUGCUAGGUUUAUGAUUCACAAUUUUGGUGGGAACAACUUCACCGGUCCACUGCAAUGGCUCCCAGCUGCAGCAGAGAGAUUAGAGGAGCGGACUGAUUAUGCAUUUCUUGCUGGUGGAAAUAAGCUUAAUGGAUCAUUUCCUGGAAGUCUAUUUGGAAAAUGUGAUGGAUUAAAUGGAAUGAUUGCUAAUAUUAGCAACAACAGAUUUUCUGGUAAUAUCCCCUUGAAGAUUGGUGCAAUGUGUAGAUCUCUUAGAUUCUUGGAUGCCUCUGAGAAUCAAAUCUCUGGGUCAAUACCACAAAGUAUUGGGGAUUUGAAAUUCCUUGUUGUUCUUGACUUGAGUGGGAACAAACUGCAAGGUCAGAUUCCAGCAGGUGUUAGUCAUAUGAAGCAUCUUAAGCAUCUUUCCCUGGCUGGUAACAACCUGACUGGUGCCAUCCCUUCUAGCUUCACAAGUUUAGGCUCCCUUGAAGUGUUAGAACUUUCAGCAAAUUCUCUUUCUGGUGAGAUUCCAGAAAGUAUUGCGGACUUGAGAAAUUUAACUGUUCUUCUGAUCGACAACAAUAAACUCUCAGGGCAGAUUCCCUCUGGGUUGGCUAAUGUCACCUCUCUGUCAACUUUUAAUGCGUCCUUCAAUAACCUGUCUGGACCAUUUCCGCAGAAUCUUAAUGUGAUGAAUUGCAGUGGACUCCAAGGAAACCCUUUCCUUUCCUCUUGUCAUUUAGUCUCCUUGACGGUACCAUCUCCAUCUCCGCCAGAUAGCAAUGGGGAUCCACAAAGUAAUGUAGCUUCCCCAUCACAAAGAGUUAGUAAUAGAUUGAGCUCGAUUGAGAUUGCAUCCUUAACUUCUGCUUCAGCCAUUGUCUUAGUUCUUCUAGCUCUAAUCAUCCUUUUCUUUUACACACGAAAAUGGGUUCCAAACUCCAGGGUGCAGGUUUCUGAAUCGAGGGAAAUUACAGUUUUCAUUGACAUUAGGGUUCCACUGACAUUUGAGAAUAUUGUUUCGGCAACAGGAAAUUUCAGUAAUGGCAACUGCAUUGGGAGUGGAGGUUUUGGGGCCACUUACAGGGCUGAGAUUUCUCCAGGAGUCCUAGUGGCUGUAAAGAGGCUUGCUGCUGGAAGGUUCCAAGGUGCACAACAGUUCCAUGCUGAGAUUAAGACACUUGGGAGGGUGAGACACGCUAAUCUUGUAACUUUAAUAGGCUACCAUGCCAGUGAAACAGAGAUGUUCCUCAUAUAUAAUUAUUUGCCUGGCGGUAAUUUGGAAAAUUUUAUUAAGGAAAGAUCCAAAAGAGAUGUGGACUGGAAGGUUCUUCACAAGAUUGCUCUGGAUAUAGCCCAUGCACUUGCUUAUCUGCAUGAUCAGUGUGUUCCACGCAUCCUACACCGUGACGUCAAGCCAAGUAAUAUAUUAUUGGAUAAUGACUUCAAUGCUUAUUUGUCUGACUUUGGGUUAUCAAGGCUUUUGGGAACUUCAGAAACCCAUGCAACAACCGGUGUAGCAGGAACAUUUGGGUAUCUGGCGCCUGAGUAUGCUAUGACCUGUCGUGUGUCUGAGAAGGCUGAUGUUUACAGCUAUGGUGUUGUGCUGCUUGAAUUGCUAUCAGAUAAGAAGGCCUUGGAUCCUUCAUUUUCUACACACGGAAAUGGUUUCAAUAUCGUUUCUUGGGCGUGCAUGCUGUUAGGACAGGGUCGGGCUGAGGAGUUCUUCACAGCUGGGCUUUGGAAUGAAGGCCCCCAGGAUGAUCUGGAGCACGUGUUGAACUUGGCUGUCACAUGUACUGUUGAGUCCCUCUCCCACAGGCCUACAAUGAAGCAAGUUGUCCACAUUUUGAGGCGAAUUCAGCCUUCAUCAGGCUAGGUAGACAAUAGGCUUUUGGAUUUAUUAACCAUUGUAGGUGUAAGUGUAGAAACUUGUAUUGCCCUUUUUCUCCGCCUGGCAGUAUAGGUAGCAUGAUAUACUUGUAAUCUGUGCAUUUUCACCGUGUGGGGGGCAUCUGUCAGAUUUGGUCCUGAGGUUUUGUUGAAUCCUUGUUAUAAUCUGCAGAAGAAAAAUAUUGGUCCUUCGGGCUGUGAAUUUUUUCAGAAUAUGUUUUCCUACAUGGCUACAUGUAUCUCAGUUCAUUGUUCAUUGAAAUGUAAGCCAAACAGGAGUUAUAGUGGUUGAUUAUCCCGUUAGCCAUGUAUGAUCUUUCUUUAUCUCAAGUUUCCUUGCUGUAAUUGACAUCGGAAUAUAGUACAAGGAAUUUUCGAAUCUAAAA
Alnus glutinosa is the source of this 4038-nucleotide messenger RNA. Its product is annotated as LRR receptor-like serine/threonine-protein kinase RPK2. Bases 258 to 3638 code for a protein of 1126 amino acids. Lineage: Eukaryota; Viridiplantae; Streptophyta; Magnoliopsida; Fagales; Betulaceae. The transcript has a single exon. Gene Ontology annotation, biological process: protein phosphorylation. The record is from RefSeq and is a predicted model, not a curated record. Gene Ontology annotation, molecular function: protein binding; protein kinase activity; ATP binding. Gene Ontology annotation, cellular component: plasma membrane.